CUUUCAUUUAGUAAUGUCUCUCUCCCUGUCUCUCUCUCCCUCUCUCUCUCUGUCUCUCUCUCUCUUUUUCUUAUCUACAGUGAAUACAGACUCCACUGAGUGCAUUGUCAGUCUCAUGUGCACUAUCCUCAACUGUGGCUUCAUCAGCCACUAGACUCUUCCUCUAAGCUUCCCUCGUACAUUCAUUACUUGUCUAAUCUCUUUAUCUCUUUCUUUACCACUAGUUCAGACAAACAAUGCCUUACCUUUACUGUUCUACACUAUUGUCACAAACCCCACAAAUGUGUCUCUUCUGCUCUUAAAAUUCAAACGAGGCCAACACUGCAUACCUGAGAGCGAAAUUUGGGGUUUGUUCUGAAAUGGGUUUGAGCAGGUAUUCAUGGGUGGUUUUGCUUUGUUGGGUAUUUUUACUUUUAUGUUUAAGAAGUGGAUGUGAUGGUUCAGAGGUGUCUGUGAACUUCUUGACGGCUCCUCUUGCAUUCUCACGGCUGAACUCAGCCACAUUUGUGUUUGAAGUUUUGGUGGGUGGGAAUAAUGAUCCCUGCAAUGACUGCAUAUUCAAUUGCAAGUUGGAUAAUGGUACUCCUUCGGAUUGUCAAGCAAAGAAAGUUUCUUACACAGGCUUACUGGAUGGGAAUCAUACAUUUGAGGUCUGCACCAAUGGAUCUCAAGGAGUUGGCUGUGCUAGCUAUGGCUGGACUGUUGACACAGUCCCUCCUACAGCAUAUGUUACAGCAUCGACAUCAUUUACAAAUGCUCUAAACUUUUCUGUAAAUAUUUCUUUUAGUGAACCCUGUACAGUUGGAGGCAGUUUUGGAUGUUCCUCUGUGAAUGCCUGCAACCUUCUUGUAUAUGGUGCUGGCCAAGUUAUACCAUCCACAUUCAACGUUCUUCAGCCAAACCUCAAGUUUUCUGUUCUUGUGGGUUUAUCUUAUAGUGUUCCGUAUGGACGGGUGAUACUGGUAAUGGACAAGAGUUUCUGUGCUGACAGUGCCAGAAACAAAUUUAUGAGAACAGAAAAUUCAAGCUUACUCGUGCAUUUUGACAUAAGAAGUGUGUUUGUCAACCUGAGGACUCAUGUUCCCGAAAAGCUACUUGAACUUAACAGUGAAACUAGAACAGUGCAAGCAACUAAUAAUUAUAAGAAUUUAAAGGUGUAUUUAUAUUUCUCAGAACCUGUUCUCAACUCAUCAACAGAAGUUUUGAGUUCUCUCAAUACAAGCCAGGGUGUGCUUCUUCCUAAUGGUGGAAGGAGCCUUGGAAAUCGCAGAUUUGGCUUUCUGGUUGAGAAUGUAUCAAGUGUUGCUAUAGUCACAAUAAGCUUUGAUUCCUCUGCUAUCAUAAGCAGACAAGGGACCCCAGUUUCUCCAAUUGCUCCAGUUACUUUUCUUUAUGAUUCUCAGAGACCUAUUGUGAGGUUGAGUACAACAUCCAAUAUGCGAACAAGAGAACAUACUAUCCCGAUAUUGAUAAAGUUCUUGAAGCCUGUUUUUGGUUUCAACUCUUCUCAUAUAUCAAUCUCAGGAGGACAAUUGCAGAGCUUUAAUGCAAUAAGUAGAAGCAUAUAUACUGCAGAGAUAAAAGCAGAUCAUGAUGUUGUAUCCGUCAAUGUACCGGAAAACAUAACAGGGGAUGUUGCUGGAAACCAAAAUCUAGCAUCAAAUAUCCUACAAGUGAGGCACUAUUCUGUGCCAAUAACGUCUUGUGUAAUUUCCACCUUUACAACUGCUUCUUUUGUGGCAACAUCCUUGGCUGCGGGGUGGCUCACUGUUUCAACUGCAAGCCUUCAAUCUGUUGGGGCAUUUUUGAGACCACGUUCUUAUUUGGUGUCUGAUCCUGCAAGGAAUCUUUUUAGAAUUGCAUCCCACAUUCAGGUUUUUGCACUGUCUAGAUGGUUGCCAGUUACCCUGCCAGUCGAGUACUACGAGUUUGCCAGGGGAAUACAGUGGAGUAUCCCCUACUUCAGUCUCCCAUGGGAAACCGGGCACAUUCAUCCCAUUAUGGUGGGGUCAAGCUCCCCCACUCUCUCACAUUUAUAUGCUUCUAGAAUUCAUGAUUCAGGAUUUUUUGAGACUGUGCAACCAGAAGAAGAUAAUUUGGAUAGGGCUGCUUCUGUAUAUGGGCUCCCACUGACUCCAAUGGAAUACAGAACAUUUUUUGAGAACCAUAACUUUAAACCAGAAGCUGAGUAUAUUUCGGAUCCACAAAAUUCAAAUGGGCGGAGGGAUUUCAAUAGAAGCAUGUUCUGGUUAGCUGUAAUUGGUGGCAGCUUGAUACUAUUGCAUGCUUUACUCGUCCUUGUUUUGAAAAUCAGGAAGAAAAGCUCAGAAAAACAGGGGAGUUAUGGAGCACUCGUAUUCCCAAGAUUUGAAAUAUUUCUGAUAAUUCUCGUGUUACCUUGUAUCUGUGAAGCAUCAGCCUCUCUAGUUAAAGGAGGAACAACUUCAGCAGUUGUAGUUGGCAUUCUGCUGUUUGGUGUUGUAGCUUUUGUACUGCUAGCCUUAUUCUUGUUCCUUUCGGUUGGAAUAUCAUUUGGGAAGCUGCUUCUGUACAAGGAAGUCCAUCGAGAAGGUCAGCAAUUUCACUGGUAUCAAGAUAUUGUUCGAGUGACUCUGGGCCCUGGUAAAAGAGGUCAGUGGACAUGGAAGAACCAGUCAAAUUCUGUUUAUUUAACCAUGUUUGGCCCUCUGUUUGAAGAUCUAAGAGGUCCUCCAAAAUACAUGCUCUCACAAAUAGCUGGUGGCAAUUCACGUAAGCCCAGUGAUCAUAUCAUUGCCUCGGAUGAUGAGACAGAAGAUGCAGAAGCACCUUUUAUUCAGAGGGUUUUUGGAAUUCUCAGAAUAUAUUAUACACUGCUUGAAUCCAUGAAACGAGUUACUCUUGGGAUUGUGGCUGGUGCCUAUUCAGAGCAGUGGUAUUCAAAAGCUCCAAUAAUUUUCUUACUUUGCAUCACUUCUUUCCAGCUUUUCUUCCUCGUUCUUAAGAAGCCUUUCAUCAAGAAAAAGGUUCAACUAGUUGAGAUCAUCUCAGUUUCCACUGAAGUGGCUAUUUUUGCUUCUUGUUUGGUUCUAUUAGAGAUGGAAUUUCCAGCAGGGGCCGAGAAAAAAAUUGCAAUAUUCAUGCUUUUACUGUUCUUGGUAGGAUAUGUGGCACAGAUGAUCAAUGAGUGGUAUGCCUUGUAUCGACAGGCAAAGCGACUGGACCCUGCAGAAAGCUCAUUCCUAUCGGGUUUGAAAACAGCUUUGAUCGGAUUUCUCCUGUUUUUCAUUCCAUUGAAAAUCAUUGAGAAACUAGGCUGGUUCCCAGUAAAUCAACCUGGUGAUGGAGAGACUGGGGAUGCUACUUCUUCAGCUGACAGGUCCAAGAGCUCUGGAAGUGGGACCGUGCGUACAUCAGAUAGGCCAUGGUUGAAACAACUAAGAGAACUGGCAAAAGCUAGCUUUAGUAAAGAAGGAAGUGGGGUUCCAACUGAUCCUUCAACCAGUCAAUCCAGAUGGAGUGCAGUUGCAACAGAUCCUUCAAGCACACAUACCAGAUGGAGUGGAUUUUGGGGUGCCAAGAGGGGUGGAAGCUCAUCUGUAAGUUCUUCACAUGAUUUAAAGUCAAAACCAAGGGAACUGUACAAAGAUCUGGAAACCAUUUUCACACCCAAGUGAAACCUUUCACAGGACAAUGAAAUCUCCAGUUCAUUCACCCUACUUCUUUAUUCAUCAAUCUUUCAGCAGCUAGUAUAAUUGGCAUCAACUACUCCUUGAAAAAUUUCAGCUGUUUUUUUUUUUUUUUCAUUUCUCUUUUGUAGGAAUUGGUGAUUGGUUUAUUAGGGUUGUAACCCAUCUGGGGUCUAUAUGAAUCCCAAUUUGUGAGUGGUUUAUUAGGGUUGCAACCCAUCUGGGGUCUAUAUGAAUCCUAACACUUAUGGCUAGUCCUAGAAGCUGAUCAUCUAGGAUUUUGGAUUGGAGUAGCUUAAAUUUAUGGAUGUAAAGCUCAGAACUCAUUCUUGUUCUGUUCUGGUUAGUCUGAAAUGAGGUAUCCUGCUAUUCAUUCUUUUC
Vitis vinifera (wine grape) is the source of this 4049-nucleotide messenger RNA. RefSeq lists its product as uncharacterized. Lineage: Eukaryota; Viridiplantae; Streptophyta; Magnoliopsida; Vitales; Vitaceae. The coding region runs from base 360 to 3656 and encodes 1098 amino acids. The transcript is spliced from 13 exons. The record is from RefSeq and is a predicted model, not a curated record.